Molecule: messenger RNA, 1930 nt
Organism: Sinocyclocheilus grahami
Lineage: Eukaryota; Metazoa; Chordata; Actinopteri; Cypriniformes; Cyprinidae
Product: E3 ubiquitin-protein ligase TRIM39-like
Exons: 6
Coding region: 236-1930 (564 amino acids)
Biological process (GO): protein ubiquitination
Molecular function (GO): protein binding; zinc ion binding; ubiquitin-protein transferase activity
Source: RefSeq, a predicted model, not a curated record
UUAUCAAAUAAGGAAGUCUAUAAUACCUGAUAAAAGCUAUCUAUUGCAUUCCCUUUCAUCUCAAUGGCAGUUGCUUGACUUGUGCAUGACACAUAAAUACACAAGCUGUCAUCUUUGCUCAUGAGCAAUGCCUAUAUUUUGUCAGUAUACAUGGCUACCUGUGAAUUACUGAAUUGUGUUUCUUGGGCAUACAAUGGUGUAGUUACGGCAUCAACUAACAGGGGCUAAGUGGACCAUGCUAACCAAUGAAACUUUUAGCCUGUGCAUAAAAAUAGUACACUUUUUGGAAUUAUCCAGAAAUGUAGAUGAUAUAUUGUCAUUACGUAUCUUUUCAGUCAUGACAUCCUCCAGUGGUGCACUAAAUGAGGAGCUCCAGUGCUCCAUCUGUCUGGAUGUGUUCACUGAUCCAGUCACCGCUCCAUGUGGACACAACUUCUGCAGAACCUGCCUGAACAAGUGCUGGACAAACACACAGACCUGCUUCUGUCCACUCUGUAAAGAAAAGUUCAGCAGAAGACCUGAUCUCAAGAUUAAUACAACACUCAGAGAGGUUGUGCAGCACUUUAAGGAGAAGUUUAGUCUACAAAGAUCUGAGGUGUUGUGUGACUUCUGUGAUGGAAGAAAGCAGAAAGCCGUGAAGUCCUGCCUGACGUGUCAAAGCUCUUACUGUGAGACUCACCUGGAGCCUCAUCACAGAGUCCCACGUCUAAAGAAACACACACUGAUCAACGCCGUGGAAAAUCUGGAGGAUUAUAUAUUCCAGAAACACGAGAGCCCUCUGGAGCUGUUCUACAGAGAUGAUCAGACGAGGGUGUGUCUGUCCUGCACUGAAGGAGACCACAGGACUCACAACACUGUUCCUAUAGAGGAGGAGAGUCAAGAGAAGAAGAAUCAGUUGGUUCAGACACAGACAGACGUGCAGCAGAUGAUCCAGAACAGAAUGAAGAAGAUUAAUGAGAUCCAGCACUCAGUAGAGAUGAAAAGGAAUAUAGAUAAAGAGAAAUCAGCCAGUGUUAAGCUCUUCACUGAUCUGAUCCGCUCCAUUGAGAGAUGUCAGUCUGAGCUGCUGAAGAUGAUGGAGGAACAGCAGAAAGCAGCAGAGAAACAGGCUGAAGAUCUCAUUAAAGAGCUGCAGCAGGAAAUCUCUGAUCUGAAGAAUAAAAACACUGAGCUGGAGCAGAUCUCACACACUGACGAUCAUCUGCACCUCCUACAGAUGUUCUCAUCCCUGUACAGUCAUCAACACACCAAUAACUGGACUACUAUCAGUAUUGACUCUGAUGUGAAUGUGUUCCCUCUGCAUAGAGCUCUGACUCAAAUGAAAAAAACUCACGAGACAUUAAAUGAACAACUCUGUCAAACAGGGUUGAGGUGGGCACGCAAAUAUGCAGUGGAUGUAACUCUGGAUCCUGUUACAGCGCAUCCAUAUCUCAUCCUGUCUGAUGAUGGAAAACAAGUCAGCCUUGGAGAUAUUGAGCAUGACGUCCGAAAUUCCCCAAAAAGAUUUGAUGUCUGUUAUUGUGUUCUAGCAAAGCAAGGAUUCAGUUCAGGCAGAUUUUACUAUGAGGUGCAGGUGAAGGGAAAGACUGAGUGGGAUUUAGGAGUGGCCAAAGAAUCCAUUAACAGGAAGGAGAUAAACACAAUGACUCCAGAGAAUGGAUUCUGGACAGUGGCUAUGAUAAAUGAGAAUGAAUAUUUAGUUUGUGAUGAUCCAGUGGUUGCUUUCCCUCAGAGAAAGACACCUGAGAUUGUGGGAGUGUUUGUGGAUUAUGAGGAGGGUCUGGUCUCUUUUUAUGACGUGGGUUCCAGCUCUCAUAUCUACUCUUUCACUGGUCAGACUUUCACUGAGAAACUCUAUCCAUAUUUAAGCCCAUGCCUUAAUGAUGGAGGUAAAAACUCACGCCCAAUGAUAAUCACACCUGUCAAAUAA